Suhomyces tanzawaensis NRRL Y-17324 is the source of this 1500-nucleotide messenger RNA. RefSeq names its product rRNA-processing protein. Bases 1 to 1500 code for a protein of 499 amino acids. NCBI's taxonomy places the organism in Eukaryota, Fungi, Ascomycota, Pichiomycetes, Serinales, Debaryomycetaceae. The record is from RefSeq and is a predicted model, not a curated record. Gene Ontology annotation, cellular component: nucleus; nucleolus. The transcript has 2 exons. Gene Ontology annotation, biological process: maturation of SSU-rRNA from tricistronic rRNA transcript (SSU-rRNA, 5.8S rRNA, LSU-rRNA).
AUGGCUAAGAAAUCGUUGUCGGAACAGUUAGCACUGUUGACUCAGCCUCAGAAUGACUUCGACAUAGAAGACAGUGGUCUCAAGGACAAUGUCUUCGAGCACGAAGACGACGAGGGCUCUGCCUCCGAGGAAGACGACACGAUGAAGAAACAACACUACGUUAAUGUGCCCAGAUCCAAGUUGAGACAACAAGUAGGUGUUGCCUUGGGAAAGAAAUACAGCGGUAGUGUCACCAGCAGAGAUGACUUAUAUGCAUCUGACGAAAAUAAGGAUGCUGAAGACCUCGAGGAUGAGGAGGCCGAGGAAAGUGACUCCGGGGCCUCUUUGAGAGCCAAUUCUGAUGAAGAAUCGGGAUCUGAUGAUGAGGAUGACUCCGGUGUUGACCAAAGAAACGCCGAAUUGGAGCACAAGAGAUCUAGAGUUAAGGAGUUGAUGGCCAAAGAAAGAACUCAUAUUGUGAGUAGACUUUCAAAUUCUGCCACCAAUGAUUCAUUAAAAGGUUUUGCAAUCUCCCAACAACACAAGUUCUUCGACAAAGUUAUAGAUAGUCGUUUGAAGAUCCAGAAGUCAUUGACUAAUUCUAACCUUUUACCUCCAAGUCAUGAUACCUUAGUAUCGCAGAAAUUAGGAACCAAGAAGACAGCCAAGAAUUUGCAAAAAGCAAAGGAAGAAUGUUACAACUUGCUUGAUUCCAUAUUUGCAUUGAGAAACGCUUUGUUCAAGAAAGAUCAAGUUUCUGAUAAGGUUUUUGGUGCUUCUAAAAAGAGAUCCUACCAUGAAUAUUCGUCCGUUACUGCCAAAAUGGACUCUGCAUUAGACAAGUACCGUUCGAAUGUGUUGACCAAAUGGUCGGCAAAGGUUCAAAACUCUUCUGGGGCUACUGCUAUAAAUGCUGGUAAAUUUAAAGCCAUUAACCAAUCUUUCGAACAACAAGUGAUGAACAACUUGACAGACAUGGAUAGACUUGUCAAGAGAACCAAACUUAAUAGACGUCAAAUCAAACCUCUUGGCUAUGAUCACUAUAAAUCUCAAUUUGAAAAGGAGGAGGACGAUGAAGAAGACGAAGAAGAUGAAAACCCAGACAUUCCAAAGGAAACCAACACUGCAAAGUCAAACAUUGCUGAAAUCGAUGAGAUUUUCGAUGAUGAAGAUUUCUACCGUGUAUUGCUCAAUGAUUUGGUUGAUAAGAAGAUCCAGUCCAGCAAUCCAACCACCGGUUUGACUGUCAGUUUAAGAAGUGCUCAACAGGCUCAAAAGUUCAAAAAGAACGUUGACACCAAGGCAUCCAAGGGCCGUAAGUUAAGAUAUCAUAUACAGGAACCAAUUGCCAAUUUUGAGGCUCCCAGAGGUUCUUUGAAGUGGGAUGACAAUCAAAUUGACGAGUUCUUUGCAUCUUUGUUGGGCCAGAAGGUGAAUAUGAAUGAAGACGAUGAAGUCGAAGAAGACGACGAAGAAGAGGAAGUACGUGUUGAGGGUGAUUCAAUCAAGUUAUUUGGAUAG